Messenger RNA from Paralichthys olivaceus (Japanese flounder), 4200 nucleotides. The record is from RefSeq and is a predicted model, not a curated record. NCBI's taxonomy places the organism in Eukaryota, Metazoa, Chordata, Actinopteri, Pleuronectiformes, Paralichthyidae.
GGACCUGAGGAGGACGUGUUCAUCCGCCCGCCAUUUUGGAUUACUUUGUUUGGUUACGAUCACAGUUUUGUUGGCUGCAGUAUUUUCUCCAGGGAUUUAAAUGGAUUUAAAAGGACUUUUCAUUCUGGAGUAAAGUUUACAUCACCACAGUGAACUGUCAGCAGCCUGUUAAACCUGAGGACCACCUGAACAACCGCAAUGCUUCAUCCAACUGGGCCUGUUUAAUGAGGAGCAGGCAAUGUGGUGGGAAGGACUGGAAAACCUACAGCUGGAGGAAGAUUGAGAGAAACAAGACACUUCCUACAAGUGGAUCUCAGAGGACACUGACAGACAUCAUAUUUGAUCAACAGAUAUCAACAAGUUCCAUAAGCGUCAUGAGUCAGUUCCUCCAAACAGCAGAACUCCUUCUACCACUAAGAGGAAGGAGAUGAACGUCAAGAGGAGUCACUCGAUCAGAGAGAGGACAUCUACAACAUUGUGUAGAAUUCGUCGCCAUGAACUCGUACCACGUCCUGGAGCUGGUGGGUGAGGGCUCGUUUGGUCGAGUGUACAGAGGGAGGAAGAAAUACACGGGUCAGGUGGUGGCUCUGAAGUUCAUGCCGAAGGUGGGCCGAUCUGAGAAGGAGCUGCGAAGCCUGAAGAGAGAGAUCGAGAUCAUGAGAGAUCUGCAGCAUCCAAACAUCGUCCGGCUCUAUGACAGCUUCGAGACUGACACUGAGGUUGUGGUUGUGACUGAGUACGCAGAGGGCCAGUUGUUCCAGAUUCUUGAGGAUGAUGGGAACUUACCGGAAAACCAGGUGCGUGAGAUCGCCUGCCAGCUGGUCUCUGCCCUGUAUUAUUUACACUCCCAUCGCAUUCUUCAUCGUGACAUGAAACCACAAAACAUACUCCUGGGGAAAGGUGGGGUGGUGAAACUGUGUGACUUUGGGUUUGCCAGGUCCAUGAGCACCUCCACCUUGGUGCUGACUUCUAUCAAGGGAACGCCACUGUACAUGUCUCCUGAGCUGGUGGAGGAAAAGCCAUAUGACCACACGUCUGAUCUGUGGUCUUUAGGCUGCAUCCUCUACGAGCUCCACACAGGCACGCCACCGUUCUACACCAACUCCAUCUUCCACCUGGUCCAACUUAUCGUGAGAGAUCAAGUAAAAUGGCCGGACACGAUGAGCGAGACCUGCACGAGUUUUCUGAAAGGUUUGUUGACCAAAGACCCUGAGAAGCGGUUGUCAUGGCCAGAUCUCCUGCACCAUCCCUUUGUCGCUGAUGGUGUUCUAGUGUUGGUGGACACAAAUGUUUACAGACCCCUGACUGUCACACCCAGCCCUGACACGAUGGCGCUUAAACUUCAGCAAGUGGCAGCGAAGACGGUGCUGACUUCUGGACAGAGUAGAUUACUGCGAAAUGCCCGGGAGCAGAGGGACAACAGUGGCAGACAGAAACCAGUAGAUUGUGAUAUAGCUAAAGUUACAAAGGAUGGAGUGGGAAAUGAAAGGGUCGACUCCACGCAAGCAGCAAAGCUCCCCAGAGCCAAGCCCCACCCCAGUUAUGGUUCUGUUACCUCUGGUCACUCUGUCAGAGCUGAAUCCAGAGCUGCCAAUAAAGUCCUCAACCCAAAGUCACAAUCUUCUGUGAGAUCAAAACCCAGGGGUCAGAUCAGCAUAGACUACGAAAAGGAAUUUCUGUCUGUGGAGGUCAGACCACGACUGCUGAGAAAACGCAGUGACAACAAACAGACCAGUCAUAACCUGCAGAAUGUUGACAGUGAGGAGUACUGGGAAAAACUGGCCCGAGAAUCAGAUGAGAGCAAGCAGCAGAGAGAGCAGUUUAACUACAACAGCGUUAUACCUCAAAUUAAAGCCAAGAUUCUGGUUUUUAAAUUUCAGUUAACAGGUGGCUCUGUUGAGGAAGCAUGGCAGAUUCACCAACCGCUGAAGGUCUUGCGCAACCUGCUACUGACCCCUGACCUUAAGAAGUCCAAACACAUUGGCCAGGAACUUGGACUACCCCAUGUCCUCUUUGACGUGGUCCAUGGUACUGUAGAAAACUCAGACUAUGUCAAGCGACCGUGGAGUGUGUCAGCACUGGGAGAAAUUAUCACAGUCCUCGUGAUCUACUGGGAUAAACAUCCUGACUGGAUAGAAGAAGAAGACAGACUGGAAGAGUUCACCAAGCCCUUUCUCGCAAUUCUAAGUCAACCAGACUUCUCUCCUUUGUCCCCUUUGGCUGCGUCUGUCUUGUGUCUUUUUACACAACAUACAGUUGAUGUCAAAGCUGAUGUGAACAAUCUAACCUCCCUGCUGCAAAACCUGCUUUCGGACUCAUAUGAGCCGCUGUGUUCUCUUCCCUCCGGCUGGGGGCUUUGUGACGGCCUCCUGUCUUUACUCCUACACACACUGUCUGAGCAUGAAAAUGACUCUGGAUCGUCAAGUUUAGAUCCAGUUGUGUUUCUGGAUUUGUGGAAAAAAAUUGGAACUUCACUCGCAAAGACAACAGCUGAUACAGACUUCUGUUCGGCAAAUGGGAUGUUUUCCUUUCUGUCUACUGCCUUCUUCGUCUUCAUCAAGGAUCCAUAUUCAUGCAUCGCUUUGUUUUCUGAGAGCGGAUCGAAAUGCGUGUACACUCUCGGUCAACUGCUGGGCACUGACUGUCUUCAUUUGUUUGCUGAUGAUUGCAGUCCCAGGAGAUUUGAAGUGGAUCUGAGUCACGACAGCAUGUCCGCAUUAAGCUGCCGCUUGCUGUGUUUUCCAUUUGCCCUGGACCUGCCUUCACACACUAUGUCCACCAUACUCCAGUUGUAUGACAGUUGUGGUAUUGUUGAAAGCCUCGCGCAGGUUAUUCAAACUCUUCCUCCUCUGCUGUUGGAGCUGCCUCUCUCCCUGCUGAGCCGUUUGCUCCUCUGUGACCCCGAGCGCUCUGUUUCCCGCCUCAGAAAAGCUGCCUGUGGUCUGUUCUUGCCACCCGGGGACGGACGGCUCACUGCUUCCAAACACCAGACUCUGCUAAUCAGAACUGCCAGCUCUCUGCUCCUUGACUUGUUGCAGCCGGAUGAGCUGUGGGACUCUGCAGUGGAGCUCUUAACUCUGUUGUACCAAGUAGCCCAUUGUUCAGCUCGGCCUGCCAGCCUUCAGCUUCACCUGGACCCCUUGGUGCUGCAACGGGCUCUGGCUCACCCUUAUGACCACAUCAGGGUCGCCACGUGCAGACUUUUGGGCAAUCUGGAUCCGUUCAGGCCUCCUACCCUGCCGCCUGACAUUUUCAAAAGCAUGAUAAGCUGUCUUAAUGAUUCGUGCUUGCCUGUACGGCGAAUGGCUUGCAGGGCAGUUGGCAACUGGUUGGGAUAUAUUGCAGCAAGUGCAGGGUUUAAAAUGGGCAGGGACGCUACAGGGUGGAGCAAAGGGAAGAAACAAAACAAACUCAAACGUUCAGACAGUGAGCCAGCAGGAGAUCUGGCUACAGCGGAACAGGAAAUGGACGAUGAGGAGGGUGGAAGUUGGCUGGAGGAAGCCAAGAGGACGGCGGCCCUGCUGGCGUCCCUUAUCGCUGACCCUGAUGCCCUCACACGUCGCCACUGUUGCGUGGCCCUGGGAAACCUGCUAAAUUGUGACGCUGCUGUGUCCUUGUUGUUGGAGGACGUGUCCAGCUUACUUCUGAGAGCUGCAUGCACGGAUUCCCAUAAUGCAGUAAAACGAGCUGCCAUAGCAACUCUGUGCCUUUACAGCAAGCAGGACGCAAUCCGUCAGGUCCUGAUAUCCCUCAACGCCAGUGACAAACUUCUGCAGGCUUCCCAGCAAGCUUCUGCACAGUGUGACUAUCAACAGCUCAUUGGACAGCUGUGAGCGAGUCUGCUUCAUGACCAGUGAUGGCAGGGUGGUAAAAAAAAAAAAACUCUCACUUCUUACUUUACAGCAGCCUGCCACUUCCUCCUGUCUCAAAGUGAUGUGGAAGACAGAUGAUCAUUUCUUCUGUUUUUUUUCUUUAGUGUGUCUUAUUUUAUUUAAAAAAAACAUUAAGUUUGAGUUAAAAGGUGCAAAUAAAAACUGAACUUUGUAUUACUGUAAUCUGAAGUUUAAUUUCAUGACAACAAUGGGUCCAAUUUCAUAAAUGGAGUUGUUACACAGAAAUGAUGGUAGAUGUUCUGUUUAAUAAGAGAGGAAUAUUUCUGAAUUUCAAUUUAAAAUAAAACUCACAAAGAUGCAAUGUUGA